Ceratotherium simum simum (southern white rhinoceros) is the source of this 855-nucleotide messenger RNA. NCBI's taxonomy places the organism in Eukaryota, Metazoa, Chordata, Mammalia, Perissodactyla, Rhinocerotidae. The record is from RefSeq and is a predicted model, not a curated record.
AUGAGUCCUGGGAAAGAAUUUGUCAGCUUCGCCAAUGACUCUCCAGCUCUUGGCACCAUGACUGGACAUGGGCUCUGUGGACUUUAUCAAUCGUCUGCACCACUGGGCACCAUGAAAGGCAGCAUUAGAACCCCAAUCCUCACUGUUCUUCUCUGCCUCGGGCUGUGUCGGGGCCUGUGGGAUUGGGUACAUGCAGGAGCACCCCCCAAACCCUCCAUCUGGGCUGACCCAGGCCCCACAGUCACCAGUGGGAGCCAUGUGACCAUCAGGUGUCAGGGGUCUCUGCAGGCUGAUGUCUACCCUCUGUAUAAAGAGAGGGUCCCUAAACCCUUGGACAUAGAAGACCCACAGGACUCCAGCAACAAGACCAGUUUCUCCAUCGAAUCUAUGAGAUCACACACUGCAGGGCUGUAUCAGUGUGCAUAUCACACUAGCAGGAAUGUUGUGAAGCACAGUGACCCCCUGCCCCUUGUGGUAACAGGAGUGUAUGGUAGACCCUCCAUCUCAGCCCAACCAGACCCUGUAGUGGCAUCGGGAGAGAACGUGUCCCUCUCCUGUAGCUCAGAGGUCACAUUGGACACUUUCCAUCUGCUGAAGGAGGGAGGAGCUGACCCACCCCGACACAUGGAAUUGAGGAUCUGUCACAGAAGGAGGCAGGCUGUCUUCCCUGUGGGCCCUGUGAACACCUCCCAUGGGGGGACCUACAGAUGCUAUGGUUCUCCCAGCUCCUACUCCUACGUGUGGUCACACCCAAGCGACCCUCUGCAUCUCCAGGUCACAGGCAUGUACAGGGAGCCCUCACUCUCAGCCCAGCCAAGCUUGCUGGUGCUAUUUGGAGACAACCUGACCCUCUAG